GAGACCUUGAUUUCCACCAAUCCCCGGGCGUUUGUCUGCGAAGUCCGGGGCGCAGCGGAAGGCUGCGGCGCGCCGCUGAAUUAACUGAUGAGAGCGAGUUCUUUUCUUCUACGGGAGGGGUGGGGAGCGAGGGUCCUGCCGGGCAAGGCGGAGGAACCCGGGGCAGGAUAGCGGUCCCGGGCCGCGGUGGAAAUUUCCAAGGACUUGGCGCGGCGCGGAGAGCGCGUCUGGGGGGUGCCGGGCGGUGCAGCAGCGCGGGAGGCGGGGAGAGGCAGCGAAGGGCGCAGGAGCAUCUCUCAGAAGGGGACGCCGCGGACCAGUUGUCUGGGAGGGAGCCGAGCCUCUCCCCGGACCCGCGCCGAGGGCGACAGUGAUGCUGCAGAACCGGCGGGAGCGACUCGCCGCGGCCGCUCUCUGCGCUCUUGGAGACCCCAGAGCCCGCCUUCUGCAGGGGAAGCGACCAUGACCAGAGCUCGUGACUCGCCCCCCGGCCACUUCCCCUAGGAAGAAACCCUUGAAAAAGUUGCAUUUAAAAAAAUCCUUGCGCUGACCUUUGGGGCCGUGGGGGCCGAAGAAACGUACGUGCGAGUGCGAACAAGAGAGCGAAAGGUGUGUGUGCAUGGGGGGCCGGCGGUGGGGGGGCCCUCCACUGCCACUUCGCCUAACGCUGUGCUGAGGCCGCCCCCGGGACUCCGGGGCUGCGAUGAGCCCCUGCAGGCGGGCCCGGCGACACACGUCCAGAGGGGCCAUGGCAGUACUGGCGUGGAAGUUCCCGCGGACCCGGCUACCGGUGGGAGCCAGUGCCCUUUGCGUCGUGGUCCUCUGUUGGCUGUACAUCUUCCCGGUCUACCGGCUGCCCAACGAGAAGGAGAUCGUACAAGGGGUGCUGCAACAGGGCACGGCGUGGAGAAGGAACCAGACGGCAGCGAGAGUCUUCAGGAAACAGAUGGAAGACUGCUGUGACCCCGCCCAUCUCUUUGCUAUGACUAAAAUGAAUUCCCCCAUGGGGAAGAGCAUGUGGUACGAUGGGGAGUUUUUAUACUCAUUCACCAUUGACAAUUCAACUUAUUCUCUCUUCCCCCAGGCAACCCCAUUCCAGCUGCCCUUGAAGAAAUGCGCGGUGGUGGGAAAUGGUGGGAUUCUGAAGAAGAGUGGCUGUGGCCGUCAAAUAGAUGAAGCAAAUUUUGUCAUGCGAUGCAAUCUUCCUCCUUUGUCAAGUGAGUACACAAAAGAUGUUGGGUCCAGAAGUCAUUUAGUGACAGCUAACCCCAGCAUAAUUCGGCAAAGGUUUCAGAAUCUGCUGUGGUCCAGAAAGACGUUCGUGGACAACAUGAAGAUCUAUAACCACAGUUACAUCUACAUGCCUGCCUUUUCUAUGAAGACGGGAACAGAGCCAUCUCUCCGGGUUUAUUACACACUGUCAGAUGUUGGUGCCAAUCAAACAGUGCUCUUUGCCAACCCCAACUUUCUGCGUAGCAUUGGAAAGUUCUGGAAAAGUAGGGGAAUCCAUGCCAAGCGCCUGUCCACAGGACUCUUUCUGGUGAGUGCGGCUCUGGGCCUCUGUGAAGAGGUAGCUAUCUAUGGUUUCUGGCCCUUCUCUGUGAAUAUGCAUGAGCAGCCCAUCAGCCACCACUACUAUGAUAAUGUCUUGCCCUUUUCUGGCUUCCAUGCCAUGCCAGAGGAAUUUCUCCAGCUCUGGUAUCUUCAUAAAAUCGGUGCACUGAGAAUGCAGCUAGACCCAUGUGAAGACACUUCACUCCAGCCCACUUCCUAGGGACCAUGGAAAAAGAAAGAACUGACACAGGGUAUUUUUGUUAGGUUUUCUACAUGACUCCAAAAGGAAAUGGUCAUUUCAUGGAUUCACAUGGGCCACUUGGAAAAACAAGACAAAACAAAAACAAAACAACUACAAAAACCCAAGAGAAACUCUACUUGCGAUGUUGGCUUGGAGGACAAAUAAGAAAUGAAAAACCUAUGAAAUAUUUUGUAGCACAUUGUGGAUUUGCAACCAGUAACAUGCCGAUGAGAUGAUGUUGGUAAAGCACAUUUAGGUGGUUCAAGUCUAGCAGUUCACGAACAAGACAGAACUCUAGUUGUUGAAGCUGAGGAAUUAAGGUAGAAUAAAGGAAAUGCCAGGGCAAAGUGUUACUGAUUAUCAACACAAUCUGGCUUUAGGAAAAAAACCUAUCAUAUCUUAGAACCAUAGGUUUUUUAAAAAUGAUUAUUUAUUUUUGCCCUAUUUAGGGGCAGUGAGUGGGUGAUGAGGUAGAUUUAAAAAAAAUCUCUUACUGAGUAAUAAAGAUACAAAACACUACAGCUAAUUAUUGUGAUUUGUUGAACCAUGUCUAUGUUAACUCUAGUCUCCUUCCAUUUAAAAAAAUGUUAAAUAAGAAUUGCUUCCUCCCCUUUUGUCAAGUCUAGUUAGACGAUGUGAAGCGUUAUUGAAUUUAGACUGUGUUGAUUCAUAGUCUGGAUCACAUGAGCCACUUUCCCUCCUUCUCAGAAUUGAGGACAUAAACUCAAUUUUAGGUCUGCAUUAUUUAAGCCUGUUUGUAUUAUUAUGUUACUUUAGUGCAAGAAGACUACAGAUGUGAGUGCAUUAUUUAUUUGCAAACUGGCAUAAUUAUCUUCAUAAUUUAAAGUAAAGCACGAUGAUGUAAAGUUUCGUCUGGAAACAGAUUGGAAGGCACAUCCCUUUUCUCUCUACCAUGGUAUAUUCACUACAAGAUACAUGCACACAGAUAAAACAUAUGUAUUCAUGUACACACACACUCACACAUACACACAGUUAAACAAAGCUCAUUCCCAUGCAACUACGAAAGCUGAACCCACGUGACGGAGUAUGGCCAAAAUCUGUAAGUGCUGUCGAAGAGCUACCCACUACCCACUACCCCUUGAUGUAAGACAAGCCAGCUUACUGGUUACUGCUCCUGAUGCUCACACCAGCACGACCCCCAGGCGCUUACCCGAAAUGAGCAGAAUUGUUUUACUCAUUCUGACUCUCCCUAACAUCUCAUGGAUGGACGCACACGCAUGGUUCAUACAAGUAAAGGGAUGUGAACUCAUCGAUGUUGAUUCCCUUGGUAGUAGCAGGUUAGGCUGCUUAGAAAGCCUUUUACACAAGCUUUGACACCCUGCAAACAAACUCUACUGACAGAUUACAAGCAGUUAAAUGUGUUUACAUGUGCAAGGAGGGGAAGGGAAGCCUCUCACUGUUUUUGUGCUUUGGAACGCCUUAAUCUAAAAGGAGACACUGGAAAGCACUAUUUUUAUUCUUUUAAAUGUCACCAAAAUGGAGGUAAAACUAUGUCAAAAAGUUCUGCUUCAUUUUUAAUGGUAGAAACUUAGUCUACCAUAUAAAUUAAAGCAGGUGGCAAUUUUUGGUGGGUUCAUUUAAAAGACAUUGAGACAACAAAGCCCUUGGAAAAAUUCUGUAUCAUCACCAGAAAAGGCAAUGUCUAAGUAAGAUUAAAUUUCGAGGUUAUUACAGAAAUCAGCAGUUAAAAAAUGACUGCUUGGCAUAACACAGAUUAUACUGAUGCUUGGAAAGUUAAGAAUUUGAGAGUACUGAUUCUGUACAGAACUGAUUUGUUAUUUUGAUCCUGUAUGGCGGGAGAAAUGUAAUGAGAAUGUACUACGAGUGAGCUGUGUUAAAUACACACUAUAUGUGAAGCCCUAAACCUAUUUCCUUUUUAGAGCCAUUGUUAUUAUUUAAUAAUUACCUUAAAAAGGAAUACAUUCUAACCUAUACACUUCAUCAAAGAUGUAAAAGGGCUAAUGAAACACACACAAAUUGGUACUUUAACUGAUAAAAUUGUUAAAAUGUAACUAGAAGAGCUCCAUAAAGCCCGUGCGUCACAGUCCACUGGAGCUGCUAGUUGGAAAUUUAACAUCUUGCUAGGAUUUCUGGGAUAGAUUUAUACAAUAAACUGUGCAAUUUUUAGACUAUUAAUUUGUGGCUUCUGAAAGGCAGAACAGAAAUGGCCCAAGAUGAUAAUGUUUAAUUAGACCAAUACUACUCACUGGGGUGGUUCCCCUCCCCUCGGUGGUGGCAUUUGGCAGUGUGUGGAGACAUUUUUGAUUGUUGUGGUUGGGAGGGUGCUCCUGGCAUCUAGUGGACAGAGGCCAAGAAUCUUGCUAAACAUCCUGGAGUGGAGAGGUCAGCCCCUCACAGGGAAGAAUUUCCCAGUCUAAAAUAUUAAUAGUGUCUAAGGUUGAGAAACCCUGGAUUAGACCAGAAGAAUGCUUUGAUUGCCCCAAAUUGUCUUCACUUAAGGAUACCCAUACAUGCGCACAUCAUUUGAAAUAUGACUACAAUUGAAUGAAAGUGGUUUCUUAGAGUAGAUUGCAGUUGGCAUUAUUGUAUAUUGACUCAUAGGUAUGCCAUACAUACUUCCUUUUUCAUGGUUAGAUGUAUCUAAACUAGGAGUGCGACUGUCUGUGUGUGUGUGUGUGUGCGUGUGUGUGUGUGUAUACACUUGGGUGUUGUAGCAUAAAGUUAUGCAUAUCUAUCCUUAUUGAAAUAUAUGUGUUCCUAAGUGAGGAUCUCUCCAGAAUUAUCUUGCAGGGUAGACUGGAAUACUCUAUUACUGUUAAGAAUUUGAAUUCUAAGCACCUAUUAUUUUAUUCUGUUUAUCUGAAAUUGGGUCUCAUACUUUGCCAAAUUUGGUCAAUUACAUUUUAAUACUACUGACCCCUCAGAUUAGCUCGGAAGAUAUUCAGAUUAUGGUAGACAGCUCAGUAGGAAAAUAUUUCGUUGCUUUCAAUGCACCUGCCAGGAGAGGGCAUCACCCUCUAACAGCGGUCUAAUUUUUAAAUUGCUUUUUAUUGACAAAAAUUAGCUUGCUCCACGGGGGCAAAAAAGGGGGUGAGGAAACUGAACAUGGGUACCUGAUAUGAUUUUUACCUUUUAUCAGCUCCAUCAGCCCCAGUUUGAGAAUUGCGUUGAUGCUAAGGGUCAUGAGUAAGGGUGACCUCUGUUUAAUUUUAAUUACACUAGAGUAAAAUUAAGAUAGGUGAAGGAUUAAGUCAUUCUCUAAGAUAGAAAAGGGAUUUUUUUGUAUGAAAGAUUGUUAUAUGGAAGAGGACAGUGGAUACAUAUGUGUUAAGUAGAGUGUUUGACCAACAGUUUAUAUAGCACUGUGCAUCUGAACUGCAACCAACACAUGAAGUUGACCAGUGCCCAUGGGAUUUUGUUUCUAUAUAGUUCACUUUUAUUUUAACAAGGUGAAUAUUCCAAAACGAUACAAAUGACACCAGAUUUGUGUAGCUAUUCAGACAAUACCUGUUUGGCUUUGUGAUGUCUCAAGUCCUUCUCUUGGCUACAAACUUUGUUUAGGUUAUAUGUAACUUGUGCCUAGAGCAGUGGGCAACAUAGCUUCACAAUCUGCAUGGAAAAUAAUGGAAGAAGUCCCUGGAUUCCGAAUUUGACAAAAAUAUUCUUAGAUUAGUCAGAAGGUUUACGGAAGUAUUAGAGAUGAUUCCCAAAUAGAAAAAAAUAUCAAGAACAUUUCUUGUCAGCAACUAUCACAUUUUUUAUAAUUGUAUUAUACAGCUUUCUAUUUCUUUGAAGAAUCAGUCAUCUGUAAUUUUGAUUUUUAUGUUUAAAAAUAGUGGCUUUUAACUGACAAAUCCUUGUUAGGAGGGACCUAAAAAGAAAAAACAUCACAGUCCACCAAAAACUUGAAGGAAUUCUGAUUGUGUUGUACAAAAGCGUUACCACCAGAACCAGGUGAUAAUAUCUGCUCCGUUUAUAGAGUUCCAGGGAUCAAGAGCUGUUAAGGCUGUGAGAACCCAAGGACAAAUAUGUGGAGGCAUAAGGACUGAGAGCAAUACUGUGCUUUUUAUUUAUUUCUUCGUCUUCCCAGUGUGGAGGUCGGCUCUCAGAUUAUGACUUUCAGUGAGCACACAUCAGGAAGUGGGUAAACAACAAGGCACCUGGAACUUAGGUCAAGCCUCUAGCAAAGUCUGUAGUUAAGUAUAACUAAAUAUGACCAGCGAUUUGGGUCUCCAUGCCAGGGAGAGGAUGAAGCAAGUGGAAGGCAGGAGAAAACCCUACUCCCAAGCUCUCAGAGGACAUAAGAGUCAGAGAAGUCUGUGCCCUUGACCUUGGCUUUCCAGCACUGUCUGUUUCUAUCUGCUACGAGGGAAGCUGGCCUGUCUCUGGGGGCAAGCUGGUAGCCUUGUGACUGGAGACAUGGUGUGGAAAUUUGCUGAGAAGCUUAAAAUUUUACACUGCCUUGCACAGUUGUUUUUUUUUUUUUUUUUUUUAAUUUGUGCUCUCUAAAUUUGGGUGUCCUGUGACAGAAUUCUGGUCGCCCUGACCUAAUUAUAGCCCUGCCAGUGAUGAUUAAAAAUGGAGCUUUUUUUCCCACUCAGAUGAAUUUUCUGAGUUCUUGAAGCUAGGGAGAUAUCAAAUAUAGUUGACCCUUGAAAGACACAGGUGAGAAUUGCACGGGUCUGCUUAUACACGGAUUUUUUUUUUUUUUACAAAUAUAGUGCAGUACUGUAAAUGUAUUUUCUUAAUGAGUUUCUUAAUAACAUUUUCUUUUCUCUAGCUUACUUCAUUCUGAGAAUACAGUAUAUAAGCUUUGACAAAUAACUUACAAAAUAUGUGCUAAUCGACUGUUGCUGUGGUUGAUAAGGCUUCCGGUCAAUAAUAGGCAUAGUAGUUAUGGACUAGUUAUGUUUCGGGGGAGUCAAAAGUUAUAUGCAGAUUUGUGACUGCAUGGCGGUGUUGACGCCCCUGAUCCCCACGUUGGAGUGGACCGUGUUCCAUCAGUUCUUAUAUAGUCUCUUUAAAAGCCAGGGAGAGUGAUCCAAAAGAAUCCGGAAGCCUAGAAUGUUUGUUUAGGACUCCUAACAUGGGGGCAGAAUGUUUAAUUUGAGCACUGUGAAGAUUCCUAUCUUGUGAGUGGAAAGAGACUUGCAUGAAGCUACAAUUGCUGUAGCCUUUUUUCUUCCUAUCCUAAGGAACUGGAUCCUGUUGCCUUUAACCUCAGCCGAGGCCUGUCUCUUGCAUUCUUUACAUACCUCCUAGAGAUGAAAGAUUGAAACAAGUCAUGAAAGGAAAGCUCAUUCAAACAUAAGACAACCUCUGCUCAUCAUCACAAUAAGGAAAAACGACAUGUUUCUGUCUCCUUCCUUUGGUUUUCUUCUUUCUGAUGCCAACAUUUCUGAUUUAUUCUCUAACAAAUAAGGAGUAAAUAACUUAUUAUAAAUUGACAUAUAAUAAUACCUGUGAACAUUUGUGCAAUAACCAAAGCCCACAGCUCUAACUUUUUUAAAGCACGAGAGAGGAAUUAUAUUUUGUUCAUGGUCAUUUAUGUGCCUACCUCCUCUGUGUUCUUACUGAUCUCUGCAUUGUGCUAAAAUCCUUUCUCAUUUUGCUUUCCUGUUAAAGCUGUAGGAUAUAAUCAAUGAUGCAAAGCUAUCUGGGAGUUUUAUAGAAUAAUAUUCAAAUAUAUUGAUCAUGUCUCUUUCUGCUUCUAUAUAAUUAGAUUUUCCCCAGUUAUUUGUCAUUUUAAAAGCGUGUGUUUCACAUGAUACUGAUAAACAUCUAAGAGAUAUGAGUUUAUCCAGGGCAGAGAAAAUUGGCAGUCAGAUAUGUCUGUUUUUCUCUGCAUCAUGAGCGAAAUGGAAAAUUGUAAUAAAAAAGGGUUUAAGCAAAAUGAAAAAGAGAAAGAUAAAAUCAGGAUUUUAAUUGUGAAGGACCCCUGGGAGAGAUCUUAGUAGGAAGCUAAGCACAGAGCUCAGAGGCUGUUGUCCUUGAGUGCAGUCCCAAGAAUAGAACCUUUCAAAACAUUUUAAAGGAAAUAUAUUGUUAUGCAGUUGUUAUGGCUCAUGAUGAAAAGACGCUAGAGGAAGCAAUGUGAGAGCCAGAUGGUGAGACACUUAGGGAAGAAAAUGGAAGUUCAGCACCAGUUUACCUACUUGGGCCCUCCUGCUCCCCGCCUCCAAGUCGUGCUUUCUUGGUGUCUGUGCUGGGAUAUGCAAACACUGCCAUUUUCAUAGCCCCUUUUUAUCUCCACUUUGACGCAUACACAAGAUUAUUAUUUAAAUCUCCUGUCAUCAUGAGGCAGCGAGAGUAGGAAGUGUCACUUUGAACUUGACCCUUUGAAACAUGGUCACCAUAUGCUAUGCCAAGUGACAGUUGGGAAGAUUUAGAUGUGUUUUCUCCCCUCUGCUCUAGUGUAAACACACACACACACACACACACACACACACACACACCCUGCAUUGUUUAUGCCCAUUGAAAAGAGAAAAAUGGCUGACCAGGUGGGGGUGGAAGAGGGUGCCUUAACUUUUUCUGACUUGGCUCCCCCUUCUUUCUGUAUUUCCUUCCUGUACCCCUGUCACUUCAGAGGUGUAGCCAUGUCUGUUCCAAGUUGUAUCAUUACCAUCAGCAAGAACUCUUAUAAAUGUAGUGAAUGUGACUAUUUUAUAUAAAUGCACAGUAGUAUAUAGGCCUUGGAGACGUCUGAUAACAGUAUGUAAAUAUCCUUUGUUGAAGUAGAAUCUUCUCAGAGAGCUCCUUAGGUGAUAGCGACAGGAAAACUAAAUGAUUAGGUUAAAAAUGUCCGUUUCUUCCAGCAAACACUAGCAUUCAUGGAAGCAAGGAAACAGUUUGUUUCUGUUUCUCAUCACUCUUAAGCACCAAUUCUUUCGGCUUUCUUAUCCAUAAGUUACCAUAGACAUCCCUCUCAUACAGGAUUCACAAUUUGUGGUGACUGAUGGUCACAGGGGUACAUCAGAAUCAGAGACACUAGAGGGAAGGGGAGAGAACAGACAAGGAGAAGCUCCAUUGAAAAGCUCGUUUAAUUUUUUUUAAGUCUGGAAUAUUAUUAGAAUUCUAGUUACCACAUAGCAAAGUUGGUCUGAAAAGCUUUGAAAAAACAAAAGUUGCUCGUUGGUCUCUUUAACUUGAUGAUUGCACCUUCUGUAUCAUUCCACAUGUGUGCAAGCUGUUUUUCAGCUAAUUUGCAGACUGGAGGUAAGGAGAAAAAUAGAAAAAUUCAAAUAUUCUUUCUCAUGCAGUGUAGUUUGACUACCAGUCCAUGGAUGCAAUAAUUCUGGAAAAGACUUUUUAGAUAAAAAAUAAAAUAAAAUAAAAUUGAAAUCACCUUUGAAGUAUAUAUGGAAUUACUUUUUCCUAAUAAGGCUAAAUUCCAUUGGCAGGCGGUGUGGGGGAAAAUCAAUGCUCUUCAUUUCUUCUUUCUUUCUUUUUUUUUUUAAGUUUCAUAUAAAAUGUAGCAGGUAAGAAAAAACCUUAAUUGGUACUUUUUAUAGUGUGACUUGAAAAAACAGUAUCUGUCUUGGUUGGUUCUGCUGAGUGGUUUCUACAGAAUCUAAAUGCAAUGUCAUAGGAGGAGGUUUGCUGUAAAAACAUGUCUUUUUCUUUGGUGUGUUCAUUGUAAUUAUGGCUGGUAGUGAGAAGGUUCAGUAAGUCUCAAUUUCUCUACCUCCCUUACUUGGAGAAAAUUUGGAAAUGUACC
Messenger RNA from Ailuropoda melanoleuca (giant panda), 9494 nucleotides. It is a transcript of the gene ST8SIA1, whose product is annotated as ST8 alpha-N-acetyl-neuraminide alpha-2,8-sialyltransferase 1. Gene Ontology annotation, molecular function: alpha-N-acetylneuraminate alpha-2,8-sialyltransferase activity. Gene Ontology annotation, biological process: oligosaccharide metabolic process; N-glycan processing. NCBI's taxonomy places the organism in Eukaryota, Metazoa, Chordata, Mammalia, Carnivora, Ursidae. The transcript has 5 exons. The record is from RefSeq and is a predicted model, not a curated record. Bases 704 to 1774 code for a protein of 356 amino acids.